AUCUAUGGGUGAAAAAAAAAUCGCCGGAGCUUGUGGUGGGGAAGAGACGAGGGGGUAAUGGGAAUCAUCUAGCCCGGGGUCUUAACGUACCCCCCCGAAAAAUCAUAUUCACACGUAAUACUUAAUAUCGCUGUUACGUGGUGAUUUAUUUUGGUCUUGCGUGGGUGGAGGUACAGUGGGGUGGACCGAGUGAAAAAAUAACGCCGGUCUCAACUAUUUUUGAAAAGCUGAUUCAACCACGCCGUCAGAAUUCUACAGGGCAUUCCUUUUAUUCCCGUUUUCACGUCCCCCCAUUGAAAAACAAGAGGUGAACGAGUUAUUGGAGGUGAUUUAAUUGGAAUAAAACACGAGGAUGAACGACAUGGAAGCCUAUGGUGACGGCUACAUGGAGCCCGAGGAGGAGUGGGAACGAGAGGGUCUUCUCGAUCCUGCAUGGGAGAAACAACAGAAAAAAACAUUCACAGCAUGGUGCAACUCGCACCUGCGAAAAGCAGGAACUGCCAUAGAAUCGAUCGAGGACGACUUCAGGAAUGGCCUGAAGCUGAUGCUCCUGCUGGAGGUGAUAUCCGGUGAAACUCUGCCAAGGCCAGAUCGUGGCAAGAUGCGUUUCCACAAAAUUGCUAAUGUAAAUAAAGCACUGGAUUACAUCGCGAGCAAGGGAGUGAAACUGGUGUCAAUCGGCGCCGAAGAAAUUGUCGAUGGCAAUCUGAAAAUGACCCUGGGAAUGAUCUGGACAAUUAUCCUCCGUUUCGCCAUCCAGGACAUUUCCGUCGAGGAAAUGACUGCCAAAGAGGGUCUCCUCCUCUGGUGUCAGCGUAAAACUGCGCCCUACAAAAACGUCAACGUCCAAAACUUCCACUUGUCCUUCAAGGAUGGUCUCGCAUUCUGCGCUCUCAUCCAUCGUCACCGUCCUGAUCUCAUCGAUUACAAUAAACUCAGCAAGGAUAAUCCACUGGAGAAUCUCAACACUGCUUUUGACGUCGCUGAGAAGUACCUUGACAUCCCCAGGAUGUUGGAUCCCGACGACAUGAGCAACACAGCAAAACCCGAUGAACGAGCUGUUAUGACCUACGUUUCGUCGUAUUAUCACUGUUUCAGUGGUGCACAAAAGGCUGAGACAGCAGCAAACCGAAUUUGCAAGGUUCUCAAGGUGAAUCAGGAGAACGAGCGUUUGAUGGAAGAGUACGAGCGCCUCGCCUCCGACCUCCUCGAGUGGAUCCGAAGGACAAUGCCCUGGUUGGCCAGCAGACAAACCGACAAUUCCCUCGCCGGAUGCCAGAAGAAGCUCGAGGAGUACCGUACUUAUCGUCGCAAGCACAAACCACCACGCGUAGAGCAAAAAGCCAAGUUGGAGACGAAUUUCAAUACCCUCCAGACGAAACUACGACUGAGCAACAGGCCAGCUUACAUGCCCACCGAGGGCAAGAUGGUAUCAGACAUCAACAAAGCGUGGAAGGGCCUUGAACUAGCUGAGAAGGCAUUCGAGGAGUGGCUGUUGUCUGAGAUGAUGAGACUCGAGCGUCUCGAGCACUUGGCCCAGAAGUUCAAGCACAAGGCCGACGCCCACGAGGACUGGACUGCUGGCAAGGAGGAGAUGCUCACCUCCCAACAUUUCAGGCAGUGCAAACUCAACGAGCUCAAGGCCCUGAAGAAGAAGCACGAGGCCUUCGAGUCCGAUCUUGCAGCUCAUCAAGAUCGAGUUGAACAAAUUGCUGCUAUUGCUCAGGAGCUCAAUACUCUUGAGUACCACGACAGUGCAUCGGUGAACUCUCGUUGCCAGCGUAUCUGCGAUCAGUGGGAUCGUUUGGGUACCCUAACACAACGCAGACGUCAGGCCCUGGACGAGGCGGAGCGUAUUCUCGAAAAAAUUGACGUUCUCCAUUUGGAGUUUGCGAAACGUGCAGCACCAUUUAACAACUGGUUGGACGGUACAAGGGAGGACCUGGUGGACAUGUUCAUUGUCCACACGAUGGAGGAGAUUCAGGGGCUUAUGGACGCGCAUGCAGCCUUCAAGGCGACCCUCGGAGAGGCCGAUAAGGAGUACAAUUCAAUCGUCGGUCUAGUUCGCGAGGUGGAAUCGAUUGUCAAACAAUUCCAGAUUCCAGGUGGUCUGGAGAAUCCGUACACAACCCUGACAGCCCUGGAUCUCACCAAAAAAUGGAGUGACGUACGACAACUAGUACCACAACGAGAUGGAACACUGCAGGCAGAGCUGAGAAAACAACAGAACAAUGAGCUACUCCGAAGGCAAUUCGCUGAGAAAGCAAAUGCUGUUGGUCCCUGGAUCGAACGCCAGUUGGACGCAGUGACGGCUAUUGGUAUGGGACUGCAGGGUACACUCGAGGAUCAGCUACAUCGUCUGAAGGAGUACGAACAGGCUGUCUACCAGUACAAGGUUCACCUCGAGGAGCUCGAGAAAAUUCACCAGGCUGUCCAGGAGGGAAUGAUCUUCGAGAAUCGUUACACCCAGUACACCAUGGAGACACUUCGUGUUGGUUGGGAGCAGCUCCUCACUUCGAUAAAUCGAAACAUCAACGAAGUGGAGAAUCAGAUUCUCACGCGUGACUCCAAGGGCAUCACUCAGGAGCAGCUCAACGAGUUCCGCAGUAGCUUCAAUCACUUUGACAAGAAUCGAACAGGAAGACUCGCUCCAGAUGAAUUUAAAUCCUGUCUGGUUUCACUGGGGUACUCCAUCGGCAAGGACAGACAAGGGGACAUUGACUUCCAACGAAUUCUCGCUAUUGUCGAUCCUAACAGCUCUGGUUAUGUCCAGUUUGAUGCUUUCCUCGACUUCAUGACACGUGAAUCCACGGACACAGACACCGCUGAACAAGUUAUCGACAGUUUCCGCAUUCUUGCUGGUGAUAAACCGUACAUUCUUGCUGAUGAAUUGAGACGGGAAUUGCCACCUGAUCAGGCUGAGUAUUGCAUCCAGAGAAUGCCACCUUACAAGGGACCCAAUGCACAACCCGGUGCUCUCGAUUAUCGUUCAUUCUCGACUGCUCUUUAUGGCGAGUCUGAUCUAUAAAAUUUCGAUGGGCUUUUCAUUAUUGACGGGGACGCGACGAUUUAAAACGAGAGGUGAAUCAUCCUGUGGACGAACAAAUGGCGUUUAAUCACCACUGGGUGGAAUCAGUUGUUUUAUUUUUCGGAGGGAUUGAUAUUGCUCGGACACUGGACGAUUCAUCUCGACUGACGAAAUAACGACAGAUUGAAAAAUGGCUUCCAGAUUUAAAUAUUCAUCAUUCAUUGUUCAUGAGAGAAAAGGAAAACAUCUAUGAAGCAUAUACGUACGAGUCUUAGUCAAUGUAGCGAGUGCUAUUGGUACUGAAGUACUGAAUUUGCCAUAUCUAUCAGCCAAAUAUAUAUAUUUUUCUCACAUCGGUAAAACCACUGAAUCCUCGGGGCUUCCUGAGAUUUAAAAUUAUUUCAAAGGUAUUUCGUACACCAAUGAAACCUAAUAAUUGUGAAAUCAAAAUUGAAUCGAGUGAAAAUUUUGGGUAAAAUAUCAUGAUAGCCCCGUGCUCGAGUGAAAAAUAAUGCCUAUUUUUUUACGACCUGAUUAAAAAGACGAACGGCUGUUAGCAACACGAAAGAAACGAUUAGAUAAGCCGUGCAGCGUAAAUGUAUUUUGUAAAAGCUAUAUAUCGAGGCGAUCUAAGGAUGACGCGAAGCAAUGCGUCAGUGAGAAAUUGACAAAAUGAUAAAGCAAGAGAUAAGCAAAACGAGAGGAGGAAUCAAUUUUAUUUAUUUAUUUGAUUUAUUUAUUUAUCGCGGCGACUGGAUGACGACAUUACUCGAUUAUCAGUCGUCACGAGGGAGAAACACUCUUUUUUUUUUCAAGGUAUUUAUUUUUAUAAAUAUUUUUGAGGCGACGAGCUUUUGAUUUUUACCAGAACCGAUAACUGUAAUAACGAGAGAGUUAAUCAUUGGAAUGAAGUAAACAACAGUUUCAUUAAAUAUUUGUACAUCUGUUGCCGUCGAUGGACGAUUAAAAUAGAUAUGUACGAUUCACGUAUUCGGGAUAAUCGAUAAUCAAUGGGUCAAGUGUCAUUUUUAGUUUGAAUCAAUUGUCAAAAGGAGGAUAACAGUUUAUUUUGUUUGGCUUGAGGCUUCAACGCUUUGUACUAUUAUUUCUUUAUUCGAUUUCAUCAUUGUCCGAUGUCACACGAUCAUUUACACCAUUCGAUCUCUUCUCUGUUCAAUUUCCGGAUUAUCAUAAAUGGGAAACGAGAGGUGAUCGAUAUAAUUGGAGGAUCAUGAGAGAGGAGAGAACAUUAAAAAAAAAAGUGCUCACGAGUCACCCACACUUCGCAUACCGCCACGCACAAUUGCAUUACUGUCAUUUACCUUAUUUUACAUUAUACUUUUAUUGUAAUUAUAUUUAAAGAAACACGAAAUAUAUAAUUAAUUUAAAGAGUGUAACGGAAGUCAGAUUUAUGUCGAUGACAGAUUUCAUUAAUUUCGUUCAACUUCUGCUGGGGAGUGUGAAUCAACGUUGAAUACUGAAUUUAUGAGUAAAUAUGUACUUUUGGAGGAAGAAAAUAAUGGGAGAUACGUCGAUGAAAUAAAGGAGAGAAAAACAGAGAGUUUUGAGAAA
Molecule: messenger RNA, 4600 nt
Organism: Fopius arisanus
Lineage: Eukaryota; Metazoa; Arthropoda; Insecta; Hymenoptera; Braconidae
Gene: Actn
Product: alpha actinin
Exons: 6
Coding region: 353-3028 (891 amino acids)
Biological process (GO): actin cytoskeleton organization; muscle cell development
Cellular component (GO): Z disc; cell junction; cell projection
Molecular function (GO): actin filament binding; calcium ion binding
Source: RefSeq, a predicted model, not a curated record